AUGGCGAAUGAUUUGUUGUUGAUUACUUUUAAAUCUUGUCGAUUUUCAUCUGCAAUCAAAGUGAUUUAUGCUGAAACAGAAAUCAAGCUCACCGUUCAUAAAAUCAUUGAAUUUGCUUACUCAGCUUUAAAGAAUACUUCGUCAAUGGAAACAUUAUAUUUGGAUGAAAUUUGGAAUGUUGUUCGUUGUUAUUUGACAACCACUAUGGAUUGGAAUGAUGAUAAUUUUGAAUUUUCAAAUGUUGAAAGAAGAAACAUCGCGAAUUUUAGCAAACGAAAGAAGAGGCAACGACUUGAAGAUUUGUUUGGUGAUAUUUAUGAUAUUGAUGUUGAUCCAAUGCACAAUGCGAAACUUUUCAGAAAUUAUGAAUCCGAAAAUCAGUUUACAAUGAAACGGCGGAAAAUGGAACAAGAUUUUAUUUUGCCUUGCUGA
Molecule: messenger RNA, 432 nt
Organism: Clunio marinus
Lineage: Eukaryota; Metazoa; Arthropoda; Insecta; Diptera; Chironomidae
Source: the annotation of a GenBank genome assembly